Cadophora gregata is the source of this 3355-nucleotide messenger RNA. RefSeq lists its product as uncharacterized. The coding region runs from base 331 to 2025 and encodes 564 amino acids. Lineage: Eukaryota; Fungi; Ascomycota; Leotiomycetes; Helotiales; Ploettnerulaceae. Gene Ontology annotation, cellular component: membrane. The record is from RefSeq and is a predicted model, not a curated record. Gene Ontology annotation, biological process: transmembrane transport. The transcript has 5 exons. Gene Ontology annotation, molecular function: transmembrane transporter activity.
UCAAAAAUGGGGUCGCAUGUUUCGGUGCGGCGAAGAUGCCGGACGGUGCAAGGACGGCAUCUGGCAGUAAAGGAACGGGAGUCUCUGCAGAAUGGAUCUGCAAUUGUCUGCUAAGCAUCUCUCCACCGUCGAGAAACCCUGUUGAGGAUUAUCAAGCAGGCCUCGGAAGCUGGACUACAAGAGGAGCUUGAGGAUCGAAGUGGGAAUGAAGCUGGUGGAACUUCGUCAAGACUGUACAUAUCGAACGACUUUUGGAAGAGCUUGGAGCUUGGACGAUGAUAAUCGAGUGAUUGGACGACAUCGAAAACAAACAGACUCGAGACAAGCACCAUGACAGAAGCAAGCGAGAAAACGGAAGAUGGAAAUCGACUAUCUGGAGAGGGGCUAUCGCCAUCAGAGGAAUCCUACCACGACCUCCCACCCUCUAAAGAAUUCGAACCCAUUGCUGGACCAGGCGAAGGUACUCCUAGCAGACCAAAUGCUCUGGGAAGGUACCGAACUGGAGCAUCUUCGAUGUCAGGUGUUAGUAGGACGAGAACGCACAACGGAUAUGGAUGCGAUGAUAAUGAGGACUCGGGGCAGGACGUGGAGGGAGGAGUGCCAGACAAGGACCCAUUCGACGUAGUCUGGGAAGGAGGUGAUUUGGAUCCUCUGAAUCCUAGGAGUAUGACCACUGCGAGGAAAUGGCUGGUGGUAAUAAUUGUUAGCGCAAGCUCGCUGUGUGUAACUUGUACAUCUUCGAUAUAUACUUCCACGUAUGGACAGAUAACCAAGGAGUUCCAUUGUUCGAAACUUGUUGCAACUUUAGGAUUGUCGCUUUUCAUUAUGGGUUUAGGCAUAGGACCUAUGUUGUUAGGACCUCUUUCUGAGUUCUAUGGACGCCGUCCUGUAUACUUGGUAUCAUUCAGUAUGUUCAUCAUCUGGAUCAUUCCAUCUGCUGUUGCCAAGAACAUCCAAACGAUGCUCAUAGGUCGAUUCUUUGAUGGACUUUCAGGGAGCGCAUUUCUCUCUGUUGCUGGAGGGACAGUUGGCGAUAUGUUCAAUCGAGAGCAGCUUCAACUCCCCAUGUUGAUCUAUACAGCCUCACCAUUCGUAGGCCCGUCACUUGGUCCACUGAUCGGAGGCUUCAUCAACCAAUAUACGACCUGGAGAUGGACAUUCUAUGUCCUGCUGAUCUGGGCAGGUGUUGACCUGGCUAUGAUCAUGCUGUUCGUUCCAGAGACCUACCAUCCUAUUCUCCUACGGAAUAAGGCUCGGAAGCUUCGAAAGGAGACUGGUGAUGAGAGAUGGAAAUCAACGAUGGAUAGGAACACCAAGUCGAUCCCAAAGACCAUCGGACUUUCGCUUCAGCGACCAUUCCAACUUCUUUUUCUAGAACCGAUGGUACUAAAUCUAUGCCUAUUCUCUGCAAUUCUUCUGGGGAUUUUGUAUCUGUUCUUCGGGGCGUUCCCUAUCGUUUUCGUUGGCAAUCAUGGAUUCUCUCUCUGGCAAACUGGAAUGUCAUUCAUGGGAAUCUUUGUCGGCAUGGUCCUCGGUGCAGCAACAGAUCCCAUUUGGCACAAGAACUACGCUCGCCUGAUCCGACAACGCGAAGAGAGAACAGGAGAAGUUGGCGGCAGCGAGCCGGAGUACCGCCUUCCGCCCUCCAUUUGCGGCGCUAUCCUGGUGCCAAUUGGGCUUUUCAUGUUCGCAUGGACGACUUACUCGUCUGUGCACUGGAUCGUACCUAUCAUCGGGUCAACUAUUUUCGGCAUGGGGACCCUCCUUGUCUUCUCCGGCAUCUUCACCUUCCUCGUCGAUGCGUAUCCACUCUACGCUGCCAGCUCCCUUGCUGCGAAUAGCUUUGCGCGGAGCAGUUUUGGAGCUGCCUUCCCACUCUUCGGCGUACAGAUGUAUCAUACGCUAGGCGAUCAUUGGGCUACCUCGCUCUUGGCUUUCCUUACCGUAGCCAUGGCGCCGUUCCCGUACUUAUUCUUCGUAUACGGCAAGCGGAUAAGAGGAACGAGUCGAUUCGCUACCGCUUGAGCCCUUACUGUAUGACAUCUCUCAUCUUAUACGACACCCGAUUUUAGAUUUGGCGGUGGUGUUGGCGGUCGUAUUGUAUUUGUACUUUAUCUGUUUGGAUGGAUGUAUGAACGUAUCUAUUGGAGAUAAGUGGCAUUUCUAUUAUUGAAUGGGAGUGUAGAUGGCGAGCUGAGGGUAUGAUCUCCGUUUGUGAGGUGGUGGAGAUAUCAAUAUUCGUUUUAUUUUAUUUGACAUACACAUGCAUAGCGUGGGAAACAGGGAAAUCAUUUAGCCCCAUGUUAGAAACAGAAAGGAGAAGUGGACGGAAUACAAUAAUGAUGAGCAAAAUUACAUCAAAUCACCUCCCAGCCAGCAGUCACAUCUUCAUUCCCUUCUUACCGAACUUCAGCUUCAGCCUCACCUCUCGCAGCUGUCUACGAGAUCCAUCAAUCACGUUGUGCAGAUUCAUCUUACCUUACCAAGAGUAGGUAGUGAUGAAGCAACCUCACACACCUAGCCAAAUCGUUUCAGACGCUGAUCAGCAACACAUACACAUGCACAUCCUCACCCUCAGACUCACACAUGCACGCAUCAUCCUUCACCACCAUACCAUGCCUUACAGCCACCUCACCACAUACAUACCCAAGAGAAACUCAUCACGACUGCUGAUCAUCGACCCUAUCAUCUGACAGACCCGACUCUUGGCUUCGGAUGAGACAGUUGCGCUACGUCGUGCUGUGCGCUGCUCGCUGUGAUACUGUCAUACAAGAGAGGGAGAGAGAGAGUACGUACAGGACUCCGUAUACAGGACGACAGGAUUAGCAUGCGGUGGAACAUAGUGAGUGGUGUACAGGGGUCGGGGUUCAUGGUUCUUGGGACUGGGAGUGGGAAAUUCCAGCGUGGUGUUCGAGGUGUCUCGAGACGAGUUAGUGGUGUCGAGUCGUGGUGUACAGUCAGUACGAGAGGGUAAGCUGAUCGCCAAUAACGUUCAUUGGGGCUUUGGCGAUGUGAUAGCCCCUAUCUGUUCGCAGCAAUUUGUGAGGAGACUUGCAAAGUCUGCUUACGGUUUAACUCUGGAUGCCUUCUCUUGGGGAAAGUGGAGGUAGCUAGCAAAGUAGACCAAAGCCUUUGAGUUGAGGUUGAUGAGAUGGGAAUGCAUGUAGUAGUUGAUCCAAUGUUCCUUUGAGGUUAUCAUGGCGGGGUAAAUCGAGCCUUGGAAAGGUAGUAUCGCGUUGACGGAUUGGGAUUACCACCUUCCUGUUUGGCCGGAUUUCCAACAUUGUUGGUCCAUAUCUGGAAACGCGCAAUCCAAUUUGGCACGAGUUGGAACUCCUCGUUUUUGAGAUAAGAU